UUCUAUUGGAUUGAACAGGCGGUGGGAAUUGCCCCGCUUCCCUGCGACUUUACGAAGCUCACUGCACCCAACCUGUUCUCACGAUUCCCUUACCCUGUUUCCUGCACUGUUGUUGCUGAUCGGAAUAUCUGUGCUUGUGUCAGAACUAUGUUAUCGCCGUUCGUUGUCCUUAUCAUUGGUCGGCGAAUCUUUGCCUUCAUCGUGUGUUUUCUUCCCUGCUCACCGUUUCUGAUCUCUGCGUGUACCCUUCCCUGCUCGUCGUUUUCUUCCCUAAUAGGUGAAAAGUUGCCAUUGUUGGUUCAAGUGAGUUUGAGCAAGUUAUUGUUUCUUCCCAAGCAUCGCUUCCACAUUCAUCUCAAACCUCCAAGGUCAAACCAGAGCCUCAAGAAAUUCCUAGAUUCCAAUCACCCGGCCAAGGUUCUCCUGCUCUUUAGGUACUUAUUCAGAGAAAGAGCCUCUUCCAUUGAUAGCUUCUCCUUCUUAUUUGUCCUCAAAGCCUGCACACAAAAGAAGCAUUUCACCAUCCUUGGAGAGCAAGUUCAUGGUCUCAUCAUAAAGCUUGGAUUUGAAACAAUAGUUCAACUCCAGACAUGCCUUCUGAAAAUGUACUCCGAAUGGGGAAAACUGCAUGACGUACACAAGUUGUUUGAAGAAAUACCUAGUAAGAAUAGUCUUUGCUGGACAUCUAUGAUUUCUGCUUAUGUUGAAAACCAGAGACCCAGAAAAGCCUUGCAACUGUUCAGACAGAUGCAGGUGAACAAUGUGGAGCCUGAUCAAGUUACAGUCACUAUUGCUCUCUCUGCCUGUGCUGAUAUCGGGUCCCUUGGAAUUGGUGAAUAGAUCCAUUCCUUUCUUCUAAGGAAAGAAGGUCUAAAUGGAGAUUCGACCCUGAAUAAUGCUCUCAUUAAUAUGUAUGCUAAAUGUGGGGACAUCAUGGCUGCAAGGAGAUUGUUUGAUGGAACUAGGAGCAGAGAUGUUACAACUUGGACAUCCAUGAUUGUGGGGCAUGCCCUGCAUGGGCAAGCAGAAGAAGCUCUUGAGCUUUUCUCAAAAAUGAACACGAGGAGAAAUGAUAAAACACAGAAUACUAGAACUUGUCUCAUAGUCCCAAAUGAUGUAACCUUCUUAGGAGUUUUAAUGGCUUGCAGCCAUGCAAGGUUGGUUGAGGAAGGGAAGCACCAGUUUAAAAGUAUGACUAAAGGUUAUGGCAUAGCACCUAGAGAGACUCAUUUUGGUUGCAUGGGAUGCAGAGCUGGAUAUCUGGGAGAUGCCUAUGACUUCAUGAUGGAGAUGCCAGUGUGGCCAAAUGUGGUGAUGUGGCGAACCUUGCUUGGGGCAUGCAGCCUCCAUAGAAACAUUGAGCUAGGUGCAGAAGUCAGGGAGAAGCUACUGAAGUUGGACCCUGACUAUGUGGGUGACUCUGUUGCUAUGUCUAAUAUUCAUGCGGAUAAAGGCAUGUGGAAUAAGAAAAUGCUUGUGAGAAAUAAGAUAAAAAAGUCAAAAUCUCCUGGUUGCAGCUUGAUAGAGGUGGAAAGCAAGGUGAAUGAAUUUGUGACAGCAGAUGAUUGUCAUCCUUUGAAAACAGAGAUAUAUGGUGUUCUUGAGCGUUUGAUCAGAACCAUAAAAGCUUAUGGUUACAUGUCAAGGCCUUCAAACCCUUGAAGAGUUGUUUAAAUGUCCAAGAAAAUUAUGGGGGCUCUUUUGAGAUGUUUUGCAAUUGUCUUGGCCUUACUCAUCAUUCCCAGCACUCAACAAGACACAUCAUCUUGAUGUGCAUCACCACGACCAUUUUGAUGGAGCUGGGCUGGGUGGGCUUAUCCAGACGAUGAUUUGUGGGUACAAUGAAGAGGGUCAAUAGGAAUCCACAUGAAGAGGCAGAAAAACUCUCAAAUUAGGUUAGCCGCGUAAAUGUUUUGAGGGAUUCAGACGAGAUUUGUUUGAUGCUCUUCUCUGUACUGUUUUCAUUGUCAGUGGUUCUCCCAGACUGCCCUUCAGUUGGUGUUGCUGAGGCAUCUACUUCUGCUGUAUGCCAAGCUAAACGAAGUGAAGGUUUUUGGUUACUCUUGUUUUAGUUAAUUGUGAAAGUUGCAUUACAGCUUCUCCUUUGGGUCAGAGCUUGAAAUGGUUCAGUGUUUUGAUCAGUACAAACUUUUCAGCUCUAACUCUCUGGUUCAUUCCCUGACCUUAAGUUCUAUAUCUUCUUUUGCCUCCUACAUUCUAGAUUUUUUUAAGCUUAUUGGUCUUGUUGCUUCCUUAUAUAACUGGUAUGCUGAUACUGGUGAAGAAUUAAUGAUAAAAUUAGCUCUUUUAGUUGUCUACCAGUGAACUGUAUUCUUUGAUUGAGCUAUUUCACCAUUUAGCCUAAUUCAAGGAAUAGAAACCAAAGAACAAAGAAUGAAGUUGAAUGAGACAUUUUUUCUAUUUUGCUUUUGCGAAAACUUAUGCUGUUUUGCAUGUUUGAAGAGUCUGGGCUACCACUUUUCACUUCUUUUUGCUCUUCCCAAGUGCAUAUACAUGUUUAGAUUAUUUUGAUGCUCUACUUAUUAACAUGAGUAGAAGUAUUUGUAUUUCCUUUUAAAGUCACGUUCUUCAUUGUAUGGAAAAGGAAUAUCUACUUACUUCAGUCAACUGAGGAAUGAAAUUUGCCAGAAAAUAUAACUGAUAGUAAUAAAUGCCUACAUGAAUGGCUGUUUAACUUUGAUCAACUGUUUAAGAAGUGGAAUGUAGAUUCUUGUUUUAAAGUUUUCUGCUUAAAAUUUGCCUAGCUGCUAGGCUGCUGCCUUAUUUCCGCUAUUGUCAUUUUUCUGAACACUAAUCUGUCCUUUCUCUGGUUUUGUGAUAUUUUAUUUAUUAACAUUGGUAAUGCGCAUUCUUAUUUAUUAACAUUGGCAAUGCACAUAAGGGUGUUUGAUUUCAAUCUUUCAAUGAUUGAAAGGUUGAAAGCUGAAGAAGUUUGACCAUUUUAGUAAAUCAAAGCACCUCUUCUAGUUUAUUUUUAUCAAAUGUUGAAGUUUUCAUCCUUUCUUCCCCUUGUUUUUUUUUUUAAGAGAAAACUCGAAAGAAAAACGAACAAAGACAAAAGUCUAGGUAGGAUAGUUCUAUUGGAUAGGGAGGUAUUGCGGCAGAUUAAAAUUUUAAAUUUUUUAUUUUAAUGUGGACUGAAUAAAAUCAUUUAAGUCAAGGUAGAAAGAAGAGUUAUCUUUUUCUUUUUGGGAAAAUGACAAUCAAGUCCCAAAAUAUCACUUUUAUACUAGUUAAGUCUCAACUAAUUUUAAAAGGCCAAUCAAGUCCCAUGCUGUUUUUUCCCAAUCAGAAUUACAAAGGAAAUGACGAAAAUGCUCCUAUGAGUAAAUAUAACAUGUACACUCAUCAGCUCUAACAUUUGCCUCCCGAUUUGUCUCUUUUCUGCCAUUAAUGAGAGGUGUAUGUAAGUGGUGGAGCUGUAUAUUGAAAAAUACCCAUUCCUGAAAUAGAGUUAUGCUUGGAAGAGGUGAGUUGCCUUAAUUAUUAACUCAAGGAAGCUUAAGGAGUUGUGCUAAUGCAUGUAGACAGGUAUUUUUUUUUUUGGCAAAUCCUUGCAUCUGAAUAAAAAAAGGUUGACUCCAUGAAGGUCUGAUUUCUUGAAAAAUAGUUUUCGUAAAGAAAAAGAUGGAACGGUUUUCUGCAAUUGAACAUGAAAGAUUUAUUCUUAUUUCACGUUUCUAAAUAUUUGGCAUGAAGAUUCGACAUUUUGCAACUGAAAGUGUAAGAAAUUACUAUCGAGUGUUCAUAUUUUAAGAUAGAAUACUGUCACUGUUUAACUGAUGCAAAAAUCACUUAUGUGAAAAGUAACUUAUUUCUAAGUGAUAUAUUAUUACAUUUUAUUUUAUUUCUUGUAGGUUGAUAUUAUUGGGUACGAUGGAAAGUAGUAAUUUAAAGAAAAUUUUGUUAUUUUCAUUUUGGUGGAGAUAUUGUAAAAGAUAUGCAUGAGACAAUGCAUUAUGAUGGGGGGAGUUGUAAUGGAAGAAUGAUUAGAGAAGGAAUGUCUCUUGAAGGACUUGUUAGAUUGAUUUCAUCAUGCUUGAAUUGUGAUUUAAAUGGAAUAGAGUUGAAGUACACAGUGAAGUUUGAUUGCAAUGCUCUUUUAGACUUUAAAGAUGAUGAAGGGAUAAAUCAAUUAAUGAAAUUGAAUGAUAAUUUUGCUCAUGUGUACAUCAUUGGGAAGACACAGCAAAGUACAAAGGCAACAAGAGAUUCAAUUGAUGGAUAAGUUUUUUUUAAUAGUUGCAUAAUUAAUAUUAUGCUAAUAUGAAUAUGUAUUAGUACUAAACAUGAUUUGAAUGAAAAUGCAGAGCAGGAUGUUCAGCUGAGAAUUUACAUGCUACACAAGAUCUUGAAGUUCUAUCAUAUGUAAUAUAAAGUAUCCUAACACCAAUGCCUGAACUAAAUGCAACAAAGUGAAAGGAUUUGCUAGUGGGACUUGGGCAGAUUUUUGCGAGUGUUGAUGAUUGUAGACAAGCAAUUUACAAGUAUAGUAUUGUACUAUACAUGUUAUCUUCGUAGUUCAUAAGAGAAAAUAUACAAUGGCACUAUGUAUCAUGUUGAGACCCAUGAGAUGUUAAAGCCAAAUGCAUUGACAAUAUCUAAGCUCAUAAGCCAAACUUUUUUCUCACCUCUUAGAACAUCUCGAUCAGCUGGCAGACCUUGUCAUGUGAGGAUUGAGUCUCAAUAUCAACAGAAGAAGGUUUAUCAUUGUUUUCAUUGUUAUAAAGCAGGUCGUACACGAAAGAGGUGUAGAAAUCUAAAACCAAGUUAAUGUUAUUGUAAAUGGGUUACCGCAUGAAUUUGGAUUUGGGUGAUAUACAUAUAUGGGUAGUUUUAGAUCAAAUUAGAUUUGGUUAACAUAUAUAGGUUUUUUUACAUAUAUAUUGGUAGUAUUGAGAGAUUUUUUUGGUACA
Prosopis cineraria is the source of this 4937-nucleotide messenger RNA. RefSeq names its product putative pentatricopeptide repeat-containing protein At1g74400. The record is from RefSeq and is a predicted model, not a curated record. Gene Ontology annotation, biological process: RNA modification. Lineage: Eukaryota; Viridiplantae; Streptophyta; Magnoliopsida; Fabales; Fabaceae. Gene Ontology annotation, molecular function: protein binding; RNA binding.